Molecule: messenger RNA, 1125 nt
Organism: Serpula lacrymans var. lacrymans S7.9
Lineage: Eukaryota; Fungi; Basidiomycota; Agaricomycetes; Boletales; Serpulaceae
Product: polysaccharide lyase family 14 protein
Exons: 3
Coding region: 1-1125 (374 amino acids)
Source: RefSeq, a predicted model, not a curated record
AUGCGUCAUAGCCACAUACAUAGGGCUUGCGCACACCACCCUCCUUCAAACAAUGUGGCCGCGGGGCUGGUGUCGUCUACACCAACGUUUAUCGUGAGCUCGACGUCUACGGUCAGCCCUGAAUCUAUUUCCGUGUCUGCUUUUCCUUCUUCGGGUUCGGUGCUCUCCCAGUCCAGUUUUCAAUCCGAGUCGGCCACACCAACCUCUACUUCUACAUCGUCAUCAGCCCAGUCCUCUCAAACUGGUUCUGGGUCUGGUGCACCUUCGUCGGUAGCCAUGAUCCUUGAUGCAGUCUUCCCUGUUCAGCAAAAGACAGGAAACUCGGGUUGGACCACUGUUCCCGACGUGAAUGUUGCCCUUCCUCUCUCGGACACCACUCUCAACCCCAAUCAUAUUCUCUCGGAGCUCCCCAUUGAUUAUACCAACGCUCCUGAUGGCAAGCUGGCCUUGAAGGCUUUCUACCCAGAGGGCUCUUACACCCUUACUCGCGAGCCUAAGGGUGGUCUGUCAUUCUACGCCCCAGGGCCGGACAACGUAGACUUGACGACUGCCAAAGAAGCCACGUUUGGAUACUCCGUCAUGUUCGAAGACGGUUUCGGAUGGCAAAAAGGUGGUAAGCUACCCGGUCUUUUCGGUGGAAACUCCUAUGAUGGUUCCGUUGGAUGUUCUGGUGGUAGCAGAGACGCUGCUUGCUUUUCGGCUCGCCUCAUGUGGCGCGAAAAUGGAGCUGGCGAGCUUUAUACCUACCUACCACCAUAUACCGAUCCCGAAUUUGCUGCAAACCAAGCCGUCUGUAACAUUGCGCCUAAAUCAAUCUGCAACCCAACGUAUGGUGCCUCUGUUGGUCGCGGUGCUUUCACUUUCGCCGCUGGCCAGUGGACCACUGUGAGCCAGCGCGUCAGGUUGAAUGAUGUUGGCCAAGCAAACGGUGAAUUGGAGCUUUACGUUGGUGGACAGAGCGUCAUCAAUGUUGGAGGCCUUAUUUUGAGAAAUAGCGAGGAAGGAAAGAUACGAGGAAUUCAGAUGCAGACGUUCUUCGGUGGUUCCGAAGCAGACUAUGCAUCUCCCAAGGAUCAGAGCACUUACUUCUCUGACUUUUCAGUGGCUAUUACUGAGUUGCUUUAG